CCAAAGAAUAUUUCCAGUAAUGAUGACGUGAUAGUUUGGACAAGAAUUCAAUUCUUUGGUCGGUUUGAAGUUAGCGCUUGUCCUUUGUCUUACCUGGAAUGGAAAGCAUGAAUUCUGCCAACCAAGUCCGCCAAUUGCCGUUUAAAUUUCCUAUUUUCUAACGGUAAAAGGAAAGCCGCUGCCUUUUCGGACCCCCAAUUUCAUAUAUAUGUUACCCAUUUACAUUUCCGGGACUGUGUAGAGGUAUUUCAAUAGUUUGAAGCAGAGGAUUUGAUCAAUUCCUGACAUCUGUUCAUUGUAUAUAUCGUUUGUGGGGUGUUGUUUGUGGAGAUUUAAGUACCUGCGUGCCUCGACUGUGGUGGAAAGAUGGUGGUGAAGACAGGAGCGAAGUCAUCUACAGAAAGAGCGUCUCUGAGAAGGCUUUCAAGCCUUGAAAAAAAGGGUGGGCGAAAGAGUCCCGGUGGGAGAAUUGUUAAAGAAUUGAAGGGAUUAGAUGCGGAAAAGGCAGUGGCGCCCCAUUACCAGCGGCCGACCGCCAAUUCAUCCAGCCAGGCUCGGGUACAAUUCAAACCUUUAACUCAGAGUCCUUCUCCUCAUUUUAAUAAGGUUAGAAGGUCUUCUUUAGGAUUAGAAUCUCCUGAUGUUUGUAAAUAUGGUAGGAAGAGUUCUUUGUUGGGGUCUAGAAGUAGUGAGAAAAGUCCUGUGAAAAUUAACCGGUUGAAGCCCUCUAAGUCCCUUGAGAAGACUCCGUUGAAAAUUAAUGGUUUGAAGACCUCUAGGGUGUUUGAUAAAAGUCCUGGUUUGUUGAAACUCAAAACCCCAAAGAGUGAUUUGAGUUGUAAGACUUUGAAUGUGGCGAGGGAUACCUGCUCUUCCAAUUGUAAACAUGUUGUUAAGGGCGGGGAUUUGACAAUUUCUCCGGAGCCUAGAUGUCCAUAUCAUUAUUGUUCGCUCAACCAUCUGGAUCGUGUGGAGCCCCCCUCUGUGAAGCAGUUUUUGGCUUCUAGGAGGCGUUUGCUGAGGACUCAGAAGAGCUUCAAGUGGGUUGGCCUCACACCAGUGCCGAAAGGGUCCGGUGUGGGCGCAAAUAGUGUGGAUGACAUAGGGCCUGGUGUGGAUACAGAUAUUGUGAUUGACACAGGGCAUGGUGUGGACAUAGAUAGCGUGGUUGACACAGGGCAGGGGUUAUGUGUUGGGGGUUGUGGAGAUAAUACGAGGGAAGAAGAUGCUGCAGAGGUUUGGAAGAAAUCGGAUGAUGAUCCAAGGCCGGAAGAUUGUCAAAUUGUAGACUGUGAUGAUUAUGAUGAUGAUGGAUUGCUGUUUGAAUCUGGUGACAACCAUGGACAUUAUUGGAUUCCGAUUGAAGAAAUCUCAAUGGAAGAAUCAGAAAUUAAGAUGGAGGAAAAUGAAUCUAUGGAUUUUUUUGCAGGGGACGAGGAUGUUGAGAUCGAUAAACAGGAGAUUGAUAUUGAGGCAAUUGACUAUGACUUGGGAAGCAGCUCCUAUGAUUAUGAUCAGCUUGCAGAAAGCUUAGUGGAUGCUUCUGAUAUUAAGGUGACGGCUGAUGAAUCUAUGGAAGUAUUUGGCGAGGACAAGGAUGGUGAAGAUGAUGAUUGUGAUCUUGAUGUUGAGGCAUUCGUUUAUCUACAAAUUGUAGAAAACUUAGUGGAUAACACUGAUGUUAAGGUGAGGGCUGAGGAAUCUUUGGAACUAUUGGCAGAGGAUACAGAUGUAAAAGAUGAUAAUCAUGGGGUUAAUGUUGAGGCAUCUUCCAAUAAUAUGGCAAGCAAUUGUUAUGAUCAUUGUCAAACUGAAGAAAGUCUGCGUUUAAUUCAGGUAAAUGCACUUGAAUCUGAAUUUUGCAGUCAGAUAGAACCUUAUGGCCUUCUGGAAGUACCAUUAUCUGAAGUCAAUUCAUGUCUUCAGGACAAGGUGAAAGAAGCAGAUAACUGUAAUUUGAUGAGCUGUGAGGUUGAACCUGUUUCUGAAGUAUGUACUAAUGAUUCCAUAGAGCAGUUUGUUGUCUGUGAGGAUGAUUCUGAUCAGUCUGAAGAAACUGAACUGCAGUGUUAUAUUCCACUAAAUCACGGAACUGAAUUCAGCAGUCCUACAGAACCUGAUUGCACACCAGGUGUUUCAUUAUCUCCGGAAAAUAAAUAUCUCGAAGGUGUUGAGGAAGAUGAAUAUGACUGCAAAUCAGGAAGCUUGGAGGGUGUAUUUGUUUCUGGCGUUUGUGCAAAUGAUCACUUAGAGCUGCCAGUUGCUUGCAAUGAUGAUUAUGAUAGAAUUGAGGAUCCUGAACCACAGUGUUUGAUUCAGGCAAAUGUUUCUGGACCUGAAUGCAACAGUUCUACAGAACCUGAUGGUCUACCAGAUUCAUCUGUGUCUGAUGUAAAUUCAUCCCUUAAAGAUGAAGUCAAAGAAGAAGAUGAGUGCACUUCAGGAAGCUUUGAGUGUGGCUCGGUUUCUGAUGAUUCUGAUCAAUCUGAAAAAACUGAACUGAAGUGUUAUAUUCCGGUAAAUCAUGGAACUGAAUGUAGUAGUCCUACAGAGGCUGAUUACACACCAGCUGUAUCUUGCUCUUUGGAAAAUAAAUAUCUGGAAGAUGUUGCGGAAGAAGAAUAUGACUGCAGUUCAGGAAGUAUGGAGGGUUUACUUGUUUCCGAAGUUUGUCCAAAUGAUCAUGUAGAGCCGUUAGUGGGCGGCAAGGAUGAUCAUGAUCAAAUUGAGAAUUCCGAACCACAGUGUUUUAUUCAGGUAAAUGUUUUUGGACCUGAAUGCAACAGUUCUACAGAACCUGAUGGUCUACCGGAUGCAUCUGUGUCUGAAGUAAUUUCAUCCCUUAAAGGUGAAGUUGAAGAAGAUGAGUGCAUUUCAGGCUCUGAGUGUGGAUCUGUUUCUGAUGAUUCUGAUCAAUCUGAAAAAAGUGAACUGAAGUGUUAUAUUCCGGUAAAUCAUGGAACUGAAUGUAGUAGUCCUACAGAAUCUGAUCACACACCAGGUGUAUCUUGCUCUCUUGAAAAUAAAUAUCUCGAAGAUAUUGUUGAAGAAGAAUAUGACUGCAGUUCAGGAAGCGUGGAGGGUUUAUCUGUUUCUGAAGUUUGUCUGAAUGAUCAUGUUGAGCUGUCAGUUGGUUGCAAGGAUGAUUAUGAUCCAAUUGAGGAUUCCGAACCACGGUGUUUUAUUCAAGUAAAUGUAUUUGGACCUGAAUGCAACAAUUUAACAGAACCUGAUAGUCUACCAGAUGCAACUUCACCUGAAGCAAAUUCAUCCCUUAAAGGUGAAGUCAAGGAACAAGAUGGGUGCAUUUCAGGAAGCUCUGAAUGUGGUUCUAUUUCUGAUGUUAGUGCUUAUGAUCUCAUAGAGGAGUCUACUAGCUGCCAGGACAUGUGUGAUCAAAGUGAGGAUGACGAACAACGAUGCUUUGUUUUGAUAAAUGCUCUUGGAACUGACUGCAGCAGUCAGAAAGAUUCUGAUGGUCUACCCAAUGUGCCAUUCUCUGAAGUAAAUUCAUGCCCGAAAGAUGAAGCAGAAGAAGAAUAUGACUAUGUUUCAGGAAGUGCUGGGGCUGAAACGGCUUCCAAAGUCAAUGCUGAUGGUCAUGCAAAACAGUUUGUUGACUGGGAAGAUGAUCAAGGUGCUAAGGGCAGAUCAGAUAAUGAAAUUACUGAGCUUGAUAGCAACAAAAGUGAUGAGUUUAAUUCUGCUGGAGAUGGCAACCUAAACUGUCACAUUCAGGUUGACACUUUUAGUGUGCAAUGCAGCGGUAAUACAGAGGUUGACAGUCCACAAAAUUUUUCAAUUAUUGAAUUCAGUGAGGGUCCUAAUCCAGUGAUAAAGGAGGAGUGCAUUGAUAUUGCAGGAAGCAUAUUGGAUGGAUUUGACGAUGACUACAAUCUCACAAGCCUGUUUCCAGAAUGCAAGGAUGAUAGUAGCAGGGGAACUGAAUCAAAUUCUCCCAUGCAAUUCAACAUUCCUACAGAUGUGGACAGUCCAACAGACAAUUCUCCAUUUGAGUCCAGCAUAAGUUCUAAAUUUGAUGAAGGUGAGGAUGCCCAUACUUUAGCUGGUGGAGAUGGUGAUUGUGCUAUUGAAACUAAAGGUGAUGACUUUGAAGAGCAAUAUUUAGAAUCUGAGAAUACAAAAAAUGGGAUCACUAGAACAAGCUAUGAUUUUGAUGAUGAUCAUACCAUGGAUCAUGAGCUAUACAACGAAAUGAGCGAAGAGAGCCUCAAAAGUGGAUUAAAAGGAUAUAAUAUCAUUUCAGAUGAGAACCAAAACAAGCCUUACCGUCUCAAAUUCAGGCAGGGGCGUGUCUAUCCUUUUGAUAAUCAAAAUUCAGAAGCUGAGAAGGUUGAUUUGAGGCAUCAGAUGACUGAGGAAAGAAGAGCAGCACAUGAGUGGAUGCUGGAUUAUGCUCUCACGAACAUAGUCAAAAAGCUCUCUCCUUUCAGGCAAAGAAAGGUAGAACUGCUUGUAGAGGCUUUUGAGACUGUCACACCACUUUCUAAGUGUGAAACUAAUGACUUGCCACAAGCUACAAGAGCUUUUACUUGCUCAAGACCUAUUCAAGCAUGUAACUAAGAUUUUGAAGGGAGGCUGACAUGUUUUCUCUCACAUAAUCUGAUUUUAGCAAGCUGAUAGUAGUGAGCAUUAAAGCAUUUAGCCUGCACAGGGCUGAAGUUUAUGAGCAUAGCUAAUAAAAUAUUAGUAACUAUGUCAAUAUGUUGAUGUGUUUAUUAAUUUGGAUUCUUCCUGUUGAAUAUCAUGAGGGAAGGGAGCUGAUCAUUUUUUCAACUUAAGUUGAACUGGUCUGGUUUUCAGCAGCCAAAUUUGUUGGUUCUCAAGAAAACCCUUGAAGAGACAAAUUCCUUAUGAACUGGGGAAUGCAUAGUGAGUUGUUUAUUAAUUUCUAAAUCUUAAGUAGUUGUUUGUGUCCAGUAUGUCUUUAGUGUAAAGCGAGAAUGACAAAAGUUAUUUGUAACUGCUCAGUUUUCUAGUGUUACUCUAUCCCAAAAAGCAAGAAAAAAAAUAAAGACAAAAUGUCUAAUGUAAUUGGAGCCGAGGCGUUUCUAUAUAGAAACUGUUGUACUUUGAUAGGUAUAUAAUAUAUUAUCUAAUAUAUGUUCCUGUA
This is a messenger RNA of Cryptomeria japonica (Japanese cedar), 5134 nucleotides long. RefSeq lists its product as uncharacterized. The transcript has a single exon. Gene Ontology annotation, molecular function: calmodulin binding. The record is from RefSeq and is a predicted model, not a curated record. Lineage: Eukaryota; Viridiplantae; Streptophyta; Pinopsida; Cupressales; Cupressaceae. Bases 367 to 4584 code for a protein of 1405 amino acids.